AUGAUGGGUUGCAUUUGUUGCAAGUCAUCUGCUAUUGAAGAUAGCAAGGAAAGUCCUAGGCAGAGGCUUUCGAGUAAAGCCUCAUUAGAUGUUAGGGUACCGAAGGCAACUUCUUCGUGGAGCGAGGAAUCACAUAGAACAAAGGAUCCAUAUGAUCACAAUGAAGGGAGGACCACGGUCAUUGAUAAACAAGUGAAUGGUUUGGUUCGAACCCAUGGUGAGAAUUUGGAGAAGAAAAGGGAGAGGAUGGAGCAUGUUGUUAGUCACCACCCUGGGAGGGGUAGUGUUCCAAAAGCUAUAGAAGGAGAGCAAGUGGCGGCUGGGUGGCCUGCUUGGUUAGCUGUAGUUGCAGCGGAAGCGAUCAGGGGAUGGCUACCACGUCGUGCAGACUCAUUCGAAAAGCUAGAUAAAAUUGGUCAGGGAACUUAUAGUAACGUUUAUAGGGCUCGUGAUUUAGAUCAGAAAAAAGUUGUUGCUCUGAAGAAAGUUAUAUUUGAUAACCUUGAGCCAGAGAGUGUUCGAUUUAUGGCAAGGGAAAUUCACAUUCUACGUAGACUCGAUCAUCCGAAUGUUAUAAAGCUGGAAGGGCUUGUUACCUCGAGGAUGUCUUGCAGCCUGUACCUUGUUUUUGAGUACAUGGAACAUGAUUUGGCUGGUCUUGCUUCACAUCCUGAUCUUAAGUUUUCAGAAUCACAGGUUAAGUGUUAUAUGCAGCAACUUUUCUGUGGUCUUGAUCAUUGUCACAGCCGUGGUGUCCUACAUCGUGACAUAAAGGGUUCCAACCUUCUAAUUGACAACAAUGGCAUCUUGAAGAUUGCAGACUUUGGUCUAGCUAGUUUUUAUGAUCCCCAUCAAAAUCAGCCCUUAACAAGCCGUGUCGUAACACUUUGGUAUAGAGCACCAGAGCUUUUACUUGGAGCCACCUACUAUAGUACCGCUGUGGAUUUAUGGAGUACCGGUUGCAUACUUGCUGAGUUAUAUGCUGGCAAGCCUAUUAUGCCUGGAAGAACUGAGGUGGAACAGCUGCAUAAAAUUUUCAAACUUUGUGGCUCACCUUCCGAAGAUUAUUGGAGAAAAUCAAAGCUGCCUCAUGCAACCAUUUUUAAGCCACAGCGGCCUUAUAGACGCUGUGUUGCAGAAACAUUUAAGGAUUUUCCUGCCCCAUCUUUAGCUCUCAUGGAGACCUUACUUUCCAUUGACCCUUCUGAUCGUGGAUCUGCAGCUUCUGCCCUCAAGAGUGAGUUCUUUACGACGAAGGCUCUUCCCUGUGAUCCUUCAAGCUUGCCAACGUAUCCUCCUAGCAAAGAACUCGAUGCAAAAAUGAGGGACGAGGAAGCUAGAAGACAAAGAGCAGCAGCAACCAAGGGCCAGAGACCUGAACUUGAAAGGAGAGCAACAAGAGAGUCUCGAGCUGUCCCAGCACCCGAUGCUAAUGCCGAACUAGUUCCGUCAAUGCUGAAAAGACAAAGUCAAUCCAAUUCGAAGUGUUGUAGCGAGAAGUUUAAUCUGCAUCCUGAAGAAUCUGCUUCAGGCUUUCCUAUAGAUCCACCUAGACCAUCACAAGCAGUAGAAUCAAAUGCAGAUGCGCAUGGGAAUCAUCACAAUAGAGCCUCCCAUUCAGGGCCUCUGGCUCACAGGGCUGCAUGGGCAAAGUCUGGGAAAACCCAGGACGAUCCUCCAAAGAUUUCGACUGGGCCUAAUCUGUCACUGAUGUCAGGUUUAGUGGCAGCAAGGAGAAAUAGUCUUAUAUCUAAGGAUAGCAGAGAAAGAUAUGGUUCUUUGCAAUCCGAAGCUCCUACAUUGAUUGCAGGAUUUCCAGGGUCUUUUAAAGAGGUCUCGGAAUCUUCUAUCGGACAGGACCCAGAACAUAAUGUGCAGCAGAAGGAAGAUGGAAGAAGUAACACCAAAGACCCACUUCUGCUUGGUUAUGGAUCAAAGGUUCAGAAAAUUCACUAUUCAGGUCCAUUAUUAGUUCCAUCAGGCAACACAGACCAAAUGCUCAAGGAUCACGACCGUCAAAUCCAAGAAGCUGUUCGGCGAGCACGACUCGAUAAAGCAAUGAAGAGAAAAGUUCAGUUACAAGAGAAUCAAUUAUCAACCACUUCAUUAUUUGUUUCUGGUCGUUGAACUAAAUUUUGUACAACUGCAAAUCAAAGUUUAGCAUUGUCAAGAUGAUGUCAAAUGGAUAUUUUUUGUAUAGGAUGGUGCUUUUUUACUCGGGCUCUGGCAUUAGUGUCAGAUACAAAUAUGAUUCCGAGUAACAAAGGAUCAGAGGGCUGGUGUGCUUGCUAGUAGCAGGUAUAUUAUAGCUAAGGUUGUAGCUUAUUAAGAAACCUUUGUGAUUCGUCACAUGUGCAUUUGUUUACUACUCACCAACUGUAAUUUGGAAAGAUAUGGUACCAUUCUUGGUAACCUUAUUCUCAACAUGUUGUGCUCCAGAUUUCUA
This is a messenger RNA of Hibiscus syriacus, 2446 nucleotides long. RefSeq names its product probable serine/threonine-protein kinase At1g54610. Lineage: Eukaryota; Viridiplantae; Streptophyta; Magnoliopsida; Malvales; Malvaceae. Gene Ontology annotation, cellular component: cyclin-dependent protein kinase holoenzyme complex; nucleus. The coding region runs from base 1 to 2127 and encodes 708 amino acids. The transcript is spliced from 9 exons. Gene Ontology annotation, molecular function: ATP binding; RNA polymerase II CTD heptapeptide repeat kinase activity; cyclin-dependent protein serine/threonine kinase activity. Gene Ontology annotation, biological process: positive regulation of transcription elongation by RNA polymerase II; protein phosphorylation. The record is from RefSeq and is a predicted model, not a curated record.